CUUAAUUUAGUUAAUGUAAUGUUUGCGUUUGAUGUAAAAGAUGCAGUCCUGCGCGCCGCGUUCUCGUUUGUGAUCGAGAUCUAUGAACCAACUAUGUCGCAAUGUGACUUCGGGGCAGUGCGCAAGAAUGGCUGCUCUGUCGUCAGUCAGGUCAAACCAAGCACCACGCUGACGUUUUUCAGGGCAUGUUUGAUGCAGCAGUGUCUUCUGAAUUUAGUAUUUUGAUAUCGAGACGUGACGACAAAAAGCGUCAUUGGUGUAGAAGUAGACUGCCGUUCGGUGCGCACAAUCAACAUGCAUGCCUUGGUUUAAUUGAACGAAAGCACGAUGCCGGUAUGUCAGAUACCUUUGAGGGAAAGGUCAAGAGGCACCCUCGGAAUUGCAUUGAUGACGGUGAAUUGCAUCAUCGCAGGUAUGGCACACGUCGUCCUGUUUCUCGGAAUCUACAUCCGGGUGGAGCUCGGGGGCAAGGCACAACUUCUCAAGAACUAUAAUCCCGAUGUGCUGUUCCAUAUGAUGCUGAGCAUUUCGGCAACCCUCAUCAUUUUUCACGCCCCAGGCGCCAAAAUUUGCUAUGACUGCGGCAACUGGAAAACAAGAGACCGGUUCCACGCCUGCUUCCUCUUCUGGCUGAUUGCUGCACUGCUCGUCUCGUUUGUUCCCGUUUCGGCUCUUAUCCUGUGCGCCAUCCACAAGGGGCUCAUCGAGACGGCGUUCGUGGCCGGCUUCAACGAAGCAGCUGUCCGAUACAAGCUCGAUUUGGAGACGAAGGCCCAGCUGGACCGGCUGCAGGUAGGGCACCAGUGCUGCGGAGCUAAGGGAUUCGAUGACUGGACGCGCAUCAGUUGGGUCAAUAUGGACGACGUCAAGCCCAGCAGAACGUUCACCAAAAGCUCAUCAUGCUUAUGAUGGCAAGAUGGCUCCAAACAUCAAUGGACUUGGCCUACAACUGGGGAAAUCCGAAAAUGAUGGCACCGGG
This is a messenger RNA of Pollicipes pollicipes, 979 nucleotides long. Its product is annotated as photoreceptor outer segment membrane glycoprotein 2. The record is from RefSeq and is a predicted model, not a curated record. The transcript is spliced from 5 exons. Gene Ontology annotation, cellular component: membrane. The coding region runs from base 328 to 909 and encodes 193 amino acids. NCBI's taxonomy places the organism in Eukaryota, Metazoa, Arthropoda, Thecostraca, Pollicipedomorpha, Pollicipedidae.